AUGAAUUGGAAUGAAGCAGCCGAUUCUUUUCGGGCGAAGGUAUUAAGGAGCGGAUUGUUCGAUUCAACACCACCAACCAUUCCAUCCACUUCUCAGGUUAACAGCCAAGCAAGUACUAUCACAAAUCUUUACUCUUCUACCAGCUCUUCCUCACCACAACAGUUUUUGUUUUCAAAUAUAAGAAGGGUAAAUGAUCAACAGCAAUUAUAUGCAACAGGAACUCCUUCAUCUAAAUUUCCUCUUAAUGAUCAGAACUUUGUAUUUUCCCUUCCGGUAGAGAGGCCAUCAAUGACCACUCCUCUUAAAGAAAACUUUUACAAGGGCACUUCUACCUCAAAUGCGUUAAAGUUAAACGAUAGAUCUGCAUCGGAGACGGAUCCGUUUAAAAACUCAUAUCUGUCUGCUCGACUGCUGGAGGAAGAGCAAAAGAAAAAAGAAUUAGUGUUACAGCAGGGGAAGAACGAUCUACACAAAACCAUCAACAUUAGCCCCGCUCUAAUCUAUCCAAACUCAAGCUCUCCUUCCAAGGUUUUUAUUAAUAAUAACUCUGGAGAUUCUUCUCUUCAAGCUUCUUCGUAUCUUUCGUCAAACAAGAAUUUAUUUGGAAUGAGAAUACAUGAACCAAAAGCGAGCUCUGGUUUCGUCCCUUCCAGAAUUUGUAACAUUGACCUUGUCUACGAAAGAAAUUCCCCCGAAGUUGAAUUAGUUAAACAAAAGAUCCAUGAACGAGAAGUUAAGACACAAACUCCAGACUUUGAAAUUGAUGUUGCAGUUCAAACGGAAGAGUUUCCUUCUGGUUUCAAUGAGCAGAGAGAUAACUUUGUCAAACGUGUCGUCAAGAUAAAGGACAAGGCAACAACGACAUCAAGUUUUAAAGAAGAGGAAAAAAAGAAUAACACCCUUCCAACAGCAGAAGCUUUAAACACAGAAUGGAUCAAUGCGAGGUUUAAAGUGGAAGAACACUUGUUCGAGCAAAACAACGACCAGUCGUCUGCUCCAAAAAUGUCCAAGUCCACAGGUGAAAAUGCUGAAACCCAAACCCCAAGUCCUUCAAAAAAGAAAAAGAAGAAAACCAAGAAAAAGAAAGCAAAAUCAUACGAUCUCUCGCAGUUUUUGUCUGAAUAUGAAUUUAAAGAAGAGUCACGUUCUCCAGGUUCUCCAAGUUUUCCACACAAGGUUUCAUCUGGGACACAAUCAUCUCCUCAAGUGGAGAGAAGAGAGGAACGAGAAAAGCAACCGGGGAUCCAUACGUCACAUGCAUCCACAUCUAGUCCCAACACUUCUACUGAGGAAAUGGAAAUGCAUCAGCUCAAAGAAAGUAUUCAUCUUAAUGAUAAUCAUGGCGAUCCAUCUAACAUUUCAAAUUUAACUCACCAAGACAGAGAAGUGGAGAUAUUGGAUGAAGCCAUUGCAGUUCCAGUGGACGUUCUUCAACACUCUCCUGAGAAGCAUGAAAAGAAGGAGGAUCACAAAUUAAAAGAGCAUUCCAGAAGCGGAGAAGAUGUAAAAGAGACAAAAGACUCGAUUGCCAAAUUGGAUGUGUCCGUUGAUCUUGUUCAAAAUAAUGGUGAGGAACUCUUUAUCUCGAAUCCCCAAAGAAGAGAUGUGGAACUGGAUAAUAAUCGACCAGGCCUUCAUCAGGAUCAGUUAUCCAUCAAAGACCCCAACGCGCCUCAGAUUUGCAAGCCUUCUCACCAAGAAAUUAAUUCUGUUCAACAGUUGGAAAUAAUGAGAGAAAAAGCUUCAGUCGACAAGGAUAGCGACAGCAAUUACUUUGAAAAAAAUUUGGGAAUGCAAGAAGACAUGCCUAUUGUAAGAAAAGAAGGAAACAACGAUUCAUCUUUAAUUGAAGGAUCAGAUGAGCAUGAACACGUUGCUGAUAAGUUUGAGACAGACAAACAUAUUAUAAACCAGGACAGCAUGAAUAUCAUUAAUCAUGAUGUUCAGCAUGUAACAAACAAAGAAUGUAAAGUAGAGACAGGUGGUGUUAAGCAGGAGAAAGGAGAUUUAGAAGAUGUGUUGGCAGAAAUCAAAGAACAAAGUAAUGAUACUCUUGAAAUUCCAUCUGUGGACGACUCUGAUGUUAAUGGUGAUGUUAUGAGGAAAACUAAUGAACCACAAACUGAACCGCAAUUUGAUGAAGGCAAAACGCAACUUUUGGAAGACAAAUCAUUUUCAGAAUUUUCAGAAUCUCCUCGUGAGACAAAUACAUUGAAGAAAUAUACAGAAGUGGCUCAAGAGAUUCCUUUCAUGCAAGGAAAGUAUACCGGAGAGGUUGAAAACGGAUUGCCUUAUGGAUAUGGAACCUAUUGCUCAAACGAUGGUACACUUUAUGAGGGAGAAUGGAUUCAAGGAAAGAGAAACGGAAAAGGAAAAAUACAUUAUCCAGACGGCUCCAUUUAUGAAGGAGAGUUUAUGGAUGAUUUGAGACAUGGUCAGGGCUGCUAUACUACUCCCAACUAUGUUUACGAAGGUUCAUGGGAAAAUGACAAGAAAAAUGGAAAUGGGGUUAUUGACUACGGCUUUGGAGACAAAUUUGUUGGUUAUUUUUCCAAUAACUUUCCUGAUGGAAAAGGCCAAUAUUAUUUCAGUGAUGGGUCCAAAUAUGUUGGAGAAUUCAAGCACGGUUGGAGACAUGGAAAGGGUGUAUUAAAAUAUGCAGAUGGGAUCACAAUAUAUGACGGAGACUGGGACUCUGACAGAAGGACAGGAAAUGCAACAAUAACCUACGAAGACGGUGUUUAUACUGGGCAUGUUAAAGAUGGAAAAAGAGAUGGACAUGGAUCAUUUACAUACUCAAAUGGAGAUGUUUUUGAAGGGCAUUGGGAAAAAGACAAGAAACAUGGUAAAGGAAUGUACUAUUUUGGAUCUUUAAAAUCUGGAACCAAUUUUAAGGGAGAAUGGAUUGAAGGAAAGAAACACGGAACUGGUGUUAUGACCUCAACAAAAUUCAUUCCUGUGACUCCUCCAAAGAAAGGUUUCCGACCUAUUUCAACUUGUUUCGAAGAGGUAUGGCAUGAAGGGCAGUUGAUUCAAAAGAGAUUGUUGUGA
Messenger RNA from Naegleria fowleri, 3051 nucleotides. RefSeq lists its product as uncharacterized. The coding region runs from base 1 to 3051 and encodes 1016 amino acids. The record is from RefSeq and is a predicted model, not a curated record. NCBI's taxonomy places the organism in Eukaryota, Heterolobosea, Eutetramitea, Acrasida, Naegleriidae. The transcript has a single exon.